Messenger RNA from Zymoseptoria tritici IPO323, 1386 nucleotides. RefSeq lists its product as uncharacterized. Lineage: Eukaryota; Fungi; Ascomycota; Dothideomycetes; Mycosphaerellales; Mycosphaerellaceae. The transcript has 3 exons. The record is from RefSeq and is a predicted model, not a curated record. Bases 1 to 1386 code for a protein of 461 amino acids.
AUGGCCGAAAAGUCUGAAAAGAAAGCGCCGAAAGCUCCCAAGCAGAUAGACUUCAUCGUAACGACCUCUGAUCCGAAGAACGAUGCGAACAAUAAGAAGAGAGUACGAAGUGUAGCAGCGCUGAAGUCCUGGCCGGAACGAAGGAAGAAGAUCUUUGAGCAGUUGGAGAAUUCUGGAACUGGACAAGGAGCUUUCGUCGUUAACGAGCCUGAGCCCGAACGUCAGGUCAAACGAGUUGCUCGGAAAAAGGCCGAGAGCGCGCAAUCUUCUCGCAGCGAUGGGCCUUCCGCUCCGCGAGUGCCUCCUGGACUGCCGGACCAACCACGCCAUGCACCGAUGCCAAUAGUGUUCGACGAGUCGAGUCGGACCAGCAGCUACAGCACUGGUGGGGCGAACGUCGAUUUCACGCAUCGUCAACAGGACGAUAUAUCUGCCGACUCUGCAGUGACGCUCUACCGCCGAACAUUACCGACAUUACCUCUCCCUGCCUUGCCCUCGCCAGACCACCAUUUGCACCAGGGCCUUAUACCGUGCCCAUGUACUCAAUGUCGAGAUGUACGGAGGAGAGAAGCGCUUGCCAAUGAGGAUGCUACAGGAACCACGCAGGAAGUCAGCCGAACCCGACCAAAGCGUAUGGCAGAUGGCUCUGAGAAGGUUCCCCGCUAUAGCAUGCCGUUACUGACGCCUCCUGCCUCGCCCGGAGUCGGACCAGGUCGAGGAGUCGGCGACCCCUACAAUUGCUAUCCGGUCGAGUACCAACCUUGGUACGAUGAGAUUCUGCACCACAUGAUGACCGUCUACGCACCCCGCGGCUGGCCCGCGCUUAAGAUUACCAAAGACCAAGGCAUCCGCUGGGAAUGGUUCAUGACGCAGAACGCCCUCUCCGAACCCGCUCUCUUCUACGUGCGACUCCUCUUCGGCUCCGGGGACAUGGUCCGACUCGGCACAAUGCGGCCGCAAUACAUGUACUGGCUGCACGCCAAAGCCAUCACCGCAAUGCAAGAGGCUCUCCACGACCCUCGUCGCGCCACAUCUGAUGCGAUGAUUCUGGCCGUGGGUCGUGUCGCGUUGCACGAGUUUAUGUAUGGUAACAAGCAGGCCUCGAUCAGGAUGCAUCGCCCCGCACAGAAGCAUAUGAUCGAAUUGAGGGGUGGGAUGAGGAGCUUGCCGUUCCCGGAUCUGGUGAAGAGGUUGAUGAGGUGGAGUGAUGAGAUUAUGGCGGUUGGAAGCGAGACUCCGAGGAUGCUUGAAGAUGAUACGAAGAACCCGAAUUUUACGUUGAGAGAGAGUGUCAGUGCAGUGGAGAGGUGGGCGCCGCAUGAGAUGCCGAGUGUUCGCAGCAAGAUCAACAUUUCGGAUUUGAUCAAUGACGAGGACGACGAUUAG